GCGAAUAAUCAUUAGUUUUAUCAUAUUGUUUUGAAUAGUUGAGUUUCUUGCUUAAAAUGAAAGUGGAAUUAUUAUUGCUGUUAUUAGUAGUAUUUUUGAAUGUUUCAGCGGACUCCCUUCAUCAUCCAAUUGUUACUUUAUCUGAAGGAGAUGUUGAAGGAUUCAUAGAACACACAGUGAAAGGACGUUCUUUUUAUGCCUUCGAGGGUAUACCAUACGCUCGACCUCCAAUUGGUGAUCUUCGUUUCCAGGAAUCAGUCCCUCCAGAACCUUGGAAGGGUGUGUGGCAAGCGAAAACAAAAUUCAAGUGUAUGCAAUAUGAUCAUUUUACUCCCCCUGGAUCUGACAUGGUCUCCGGAGAUGAAGAUUGUUUAUACCUCAAUGUGUACACCCCCAGUCUCAAGCAUUCGGAAGCUUUGGAUGUUCUUGUUUAUAUUCAUGGAGGAGCAUUCAUGUUUAAUUAUGGUGCAUUAUAUGGCCCUCAGAUAAUCUUGGAUAGAGAUGUGGUAUAUGUGAGCAUUAAUUAUCGUUUAGGACCGUUAGGUUUCUUGAGUACAGAAGAUAGCGUAGUUUCUGGAAAUAAUGGGAUGAAAGACCAGAUUCUAGCCCUGAAAUGGGUAAAAUCCCAUAUCAAGAAUUUUGGGGGAAAUCCUAACUCCGUUACUAUAUCAGGAAUGUCAGCCGGUGGAGCUAGUGUGCAACUACAUUAUCUAUCUCCAAAAUCAAAAGACCUUUUCUCAAAGGGUAUAUCACAAAGUGGAGUAGCUCUAAACCCCUGGGUUUUAGUAGAAAAUCCUCUCCAAAGAUCAAAAAAGUUAUCGUCUAUUGUUGGAUGUCCAGUAGAAAACAACAGCGAAAUGGUAAGCUGUUUGAAAACAAAACCUGGAAGACAAAUUACGCAGGCAGUGAAAUAUUUUCAACCUUGGCUCUACAAUCCAUUUUCACCAUUCGGUGUAGUAGUCGACAAAAAUUGGGCAAACGAUCCAUUUUUAGAAGACCACCCUUAUAUUUUAUUGAAGAAUGGAUAUGUUCAAGAUUUGCCCUGGAUUACCUCAUACGUGUCUUCCGAAGGUCUCUAUCCAGGUUCAGAUUUCUAUUCUGAAGAACACAUGGAAUAUUUGAAUCAAAACUGGAAUGAAAUUAUUCCAUACAUAUUACACUAUGAUGAUGUUGUACCCAGCAAUUUGAAAGACAGUAUCACUGAAAAGAUCAAAUCUGAAUAUUUGCAGAGUGGUAAUGUUACAAAGGAUUCCUUUCACAUGUUGGUUCAGAUGCUGAGUGAUCGACUAUUUAUUGCUGAUAUAGAAAAAUCCGGUCGCUUACAUUCCGCUGCAGUGAAAUCAUCGGUUUAUAGUUACUAUUUUGAUUACCGUGGGUCCCAUAGUAAAUCAGAAUUUAGAACACAUAACGAUGUAAAUUUAGGAACAUCCCAUGGGGAUGAUACUAGCUAUAUCCUCAAAACCAAUUUGGACACAUUAUCAAAUGAAGAUGAUCGAAUGAUGAGCAAUAUUAUGGUUGAUAUGUUUACGUCUUUCAUGAAAACUGGCAAACCAAAUAUAUCUUCUGAAUGGAUCCCUCUAUCUAAGAAAACAUCUGACCGUUGGAGGCAAUUACAUGUGACCAGUCCUUAUAAAAUAUAUGCAGAGGAACAAACGGAAUUGGGUAACCAAAAAUUUUGGAACAAAUUACCAUUUCAAGAAAAUGAAAAGUUGUUCAAUCAAAAAGAUGAGUUAUAGAUAGAAUCUGAUGAAAAUAAGCAAUUACUCUUUAUAACCACAUAGGUAGAUAUUGAAAUAAAAGACAUUCUAAAAAUUAACAAGUUAUAUUUAGUUAUAAAUUAUAAUUUUUAAUAAACUGAUUGAAUAA
Molecule: messenger RNA, 1866 nt
Organism: Leptinotarsa decemlineata (Colorado potato beetle)
Lineage: Eukaryota; Metazoa; Arthropoda; Insecta; Coleoptera; Chrysomelidae
Product: venom carboxylesterase-6
Source: RefSeq, a predicted model, not a curated record